Sphenostylis stenocarpa is the source of this 219-nucleotide messenger RNA. NCBI's taxonomy places the organism in Eukaryota, Viridiplantae, Streptophyta, Magnoliopsida, Fabales, Fabaceae. The record is from the annotation of a GenBank genome assembly.
AUGGUGUCUUCACUUGAUGCACCACACAUAACUGCGUUCAUGAGUUGGGUGAUGGAUCACAAAGUAUACUCCAAGAAAGAGGAAGACUUUCGCAAUAGUUGGGGGAAAAUUGCAUUGGAUGCUUCAUAUGUUACUAUUGCUGGGGAGACCAACAACAAAGACCAUAAUAUACUUACAACUCAUGGAAUCUAUUCCCGAGGCCAAUUGACACAAGCAUAA